AUGGCAAUGUUCUCCAGCCAGAUGACUUCCACUCCUUUCUCAGUGCGGGACAUAUUGAACCUGGAGCAGAAUCAGGAGGACUUGGUCUCUCUGGACAUGUCUCAGCGGCUGGACAGUGCCCUUGUUCCGACCUCAUCCUGCAUGCUGUCCACUUUCAAACAAGAGCAGUUCAUGGAAAUGCCAUCCGGAGCCUCUCUCUUCAGCGAAGACCUUCAGGACGACAAAGGCAACAAAAACAGCUCUCUGAACUUCGAUACCGCUGCCUUUUAUGGGAAGAAUUUCCUAGAAAUGGACUAUGUUAAAGACGCAAAGACGGACGACACGUUUGAAGACAAAGAGACAAAAGACAUCAGCUGCUCUCAGGAAGAUCCAAGUGAAGAUCUGAAGCUGGAUGAUGCGGAUCGACCCAAGCAGAGGAAAAGAAGGAAGCCUCGUGUUCUGUUCUCUCAAGCGCAGGUGUACGAGCUGGAGCGACGCUUCAAACAGCAGAAAUACCUCUCUGCACCUGAGAGAGAUCAUCUAGCCAGCGUGCUCAAACUCACCUCCACACAGGUCAAGAUCUGGUUCCAGAACAGACGCUACAAGUGCAAGAGGCAGCGUCAGGACCAGACCCUGGAGAUGGUGGGCAUCGCUCCUCCGAGACGCAUCUCGGUGCCGGUUUUGGUUCGGGAUGGAAAACCGUGCCUGGGCGACGCUUCCACAUACAACACCUCUUACAAUGUGGGGAUCAAUCAUUUCACCUACAACAGCUAUCCUGCUUUUAGUAAUUUCCCGAGUCCGGGCAACACGAACUACUCAUGCAGCUAUCCGUCGAGCAUGUCCUCCAUCCAGCCCUCACAGUCCAACAGCAACUACAUCAACUUUGGAGUUGGAGAUCUAAAUAACGUGCAGGCUCCGUUUCAGUCCAGCAGCGGGGUUCCCUCAUUACACGGCAUCCGAGCUUGGUGA
This is a messenger RNA of Sinocyclocheilus anshuiensis, 948 nucleotides long. RefSeq names its product homeobox protein Nkx-2.5-like. Gene Ontology annotation, molecular function: DNA-binding transcription factor activity, RNA polymerase II-specific; RNA polymerase II cis-regulatory region sequence-specific DNA binding. The record is from RefSeq and is a predicted model, not a curated record. Gene Ontology annotation, biological process: regulation of transcription by RNA polymerase II; cell differentiation. Gene Ontology annotation, cellular component: nucleus. The transcript is spliced from 2 exons. Lineage: Eukaryota; Metazoa; Chordata; Actinopteri; Cypriniformes; Cyprinidae. The coding region runs from base 1 to 948 and encodes 315 amino acids.